AUGGCACCUCGCUCGUUCAAGCCGUUGGUUAUCGCGGUCAGCGGAACAUUCCCAGGGUACAAGCAAGCCGAUCUAAAGGGGUUUAUCACCGAGCAAGGAGCCUCUUUCAGCACCUCGGUAUCUGCCGAGUGCACGCACCUGGUGACAAAUGAGAAAGACGUCGAGAAGAACAGCAACAAAUACCAAGCUGCUUGCGACUCCGACAAGUGUCAAGUUGUGUCCCUCGACUGGCUGAUCGACUCAAUUGAUAGCAAGAAGCCACUACCCGAGAAGAAAUACCUCCUGGGUCAGAAAGCCACCUCUCAGCCAACCCAAGAUUCCCAGUCCGCCCAGUCACCCCCCAAGAAAAACGACAAGGCGAAAAACGGAGAUGGUGCAAAGGCUGCCGCGGUGAAGACAAAGACCGUGAAGAAGGAGCCGGAAGAAGAGACCGGCGACGCAGUCAAGAAAACCAGCAAGAAGCGCGCGAUCAAGCAGGACGACGACGAUGCCGACGACUCGAGUAAGAAGCAGAAAGACUCGCAAAAGGCCGGGUUCAAGUCGCUCAAUGUUCCGGUCGAAUUGGGGGCAAUUAACGCAUUGGUGAAGGCUAAUAUCAAGACGCCCGCGAGUGUGUUGAUCGAUGAUGAUGGUGUUAUAUGGGACGCCACACUAAACCAAACCGUCGCCGCCGCAAACAACAACAAGUUCUACCGCAUCCAAGUGAUUGCUACGGGUACAGGAAAAAACGUUGCCUACCAUACUUGGAGUCGUUGGGGACGUGUCGGCGAGAACGGCCAGUCGGCUCUAGCACUUGGCCCCAGUUCGAAAGCCGCAAUCAGCCUGUUCGAGAAGAAGUUCAAAGAAAAGUCCGGUCUCAAGUGGGAAAAUCGAGUUGAUACCCCCAAGGAUGGCAAGUACACCUUUAUCGAGAAGAAUUAUGAAGAGGACGACGAUGAGCCCAAGGCGAAAAAUGGCAAGAAUGGGAAAGUGAAGAAGGAGCCUAGCGAGGACACCCCUCCCGUGGAGAGCAAACUGGACAAGCCUUUGCAAAACUUGAUGUCCUUCAUCUUCAACCAGGACCAUAUCACAAAUGCUCUGCGGGCAAUGGAUUACGAUGCCGAAAAGCUUCCGCUGGGCAAGCUCAGCGAACGCACUCUCAAGAACGGAUUCUCCAUUCUCAAAGAGCUCUCGGAGCUGAUGCUUGAUCAUAGCCUGGCGGAAUCCAAGUAUGGCACCACUUUCCUCCGCGCGGCUGAAACCCUCAGCAACCGAUAUUUCACAACGAUUCCUCAUGUGUUCGGCCGCAAUCGUCCGCCCAUUCUGUCCACCGGACCCCAGAUCAAGAAGGAGGUUGAGUUGAUCGAGGCUUUGACGGACAUGGAUGUCGCGAACGAGAUUAUGAACGAGGCCAUGGAGAUGGACGAGGUCAAUCAGCUCGAUCAACAGUUUAAGGGACUGGGAUUGAAAGAAAUGAGUCAACUGGACCACAAAUCCGAAGAAUUCGCCGAGCUGUCGAAUUACUUGAAGAACUCGUCCGGAACGACGCACUGCAUCAACUACGAUAUCAUCGACAUCUUCCGAAUUGAACGAAACGGCGAAGAAGAGCGCUUCACCUCCUCCGAAUACGCAAAGCUCAAGACCCAAAACCGCCGCCUACUAUGGCAUGGCAGCCGCUCCACAAACUUCGGUGGUAUCCUCAGUCAAGGUCUCCGCAUCGCACCCCCCGAGGCCCCCGUGAACGGAUACAUGUUCGGAAAGGGAGUCUACCUCGCCGACACCUCAACCAAGUCUGCCAACUACUGCUGCUCAUACAACAGUGCAGGAAUGGGACUCCUCUUGCUCUGUGACGCGGAGCUUGGAGAACCAAUGCACGAACUCUACAACUCGGACUACCAAGCCGGCGAACGGGCGAAGGAAUUCGGCAAAAUCGCGACUCUUGGUCAGGGUCGGACUAUCCCCGGUGGCUGGAAGGAUGCUGGCUCAUUCAAUAAAGAUCUGGGCGGUGUCCAGAUCCCGGAUGUUUCCUGUCCCCGGGGCAAUGAUAACAAAGCCAGUCUUCAGUACAAUGAGUACAUCGUUUACGAUGUUGCUCAGAUUCGUCAGAGAUAUCUUUUCUAUGUUAAGAUGUGA
Penicillium manginii is the source of this 2112-nucleotide messenger RNA. RefSeq lists its product as uncharacterized. Bases 1 to 2112 code for a protein of 703 amino acids. Gene Ontology annotation, molecular function: NAD+ poly-ADP-ribosyltransferase activity. The record is from RefSeq and is a predicted model, not a curated record. NCBI's taxonomy places the organism in Eukaryota, Fungi, Ascomycota, Eurotiomycetes, Eurotiales, Aspergillaceae. The transcript has 6 exons.